Messenger RNA from Acanthisitta chloris (rifleman), 469 nucleotides. RefSeq names its product ATP-binding cassette sub-family A member 5-like. NCBI's taxonomy places the organism in Eukaryota, Metazoa, Chordata, Aves, Passeriformes, Acanthisittidae. The annotation marks the transcript as partial. The record is from RefSeq and is a predicted model, not a curated record. The transcript is spliced from 3 exons.
AUGGCACCAACUGCUCGAAGACAAGCAGGAAUAUGGAGGCAAACCCGAGCUCUCUUGUUCAAGAAUUGUCUUAUUAAGUGUAGGACUAAGAAAAGCAGUGUCCAGGAGAUCCUUUUCCCUCUCUUCUUCUUGUUCUGGCUGAUCCUGAUGAGCAUGAUGCACCCACAUAGGAAGUAUGAUGAGGUGGCCAACACCAACCUGGGCACCUUGGACACCUCCAUGCUGGUGAACUUUGUCAUUGGGUACACCCCUCCCACCCGAGCAGCACGAGAGAUCAUGAAGAAAGUGGCUUAUGAUAACUUUGAAGAUGGUAUCAUCACUGAGGAGUAUUUAAGUGAGGAGGAGCUGCAGGAGGCAAGUGCUUUCAAACCCUCCAACUUCGUGGGGGUUGUCUUCAAGGAUUCCAUGUCCUACCAGCUGAGGUUCCACGACUCCAUCGCCAUGUCCUCCAUUUACAUGGAAUCCAGAG